This is a messenger RNA of Ectocarpus sp. CCAP 1310/34, 4064 nucleotides long. The record is from the annotation of a GenBank genome assembly. Lineage: Eukaryota; Phaeophyceae; Ectocarpales; Ectocarpaceae.
GCCGAGGGACCAUCGUGGAAAAGGGGAUUAACCAUCGAACCGGCUCUGUCUCACACCCUGUGCGACCAGCAGGGCGAUUGGCUGUGGGCUUGGGGCCCCUUGUGUGGGUAUUGGAGCCCUGUGGAGUGAGAAAGGCCAGCUCCUGGUGACGGCGUUAAGCAAAGUCAACAGCGUGUGGUGUCACGCCCGAAACGUGCUCGAGAGGGUUUUGGUUUCAGCGGCAACAUGCGGCGCCCACGAGCAACAGCAACAGCAGCAAACGGCACCACCGCCGUCCCGACGAGCACCACCACAACUGCUGCCGCCCUCGACCCAGCAGUAAGACCUCCACGAGUCCUGAAGCGCGGGCGGUGUGGCACGCGGAGGCAUGUACUGGCUUCAUUCGCCGCCGGCAGCCUGCUGCUGUCCAAGUGUGCAGUAGGGUUUCACGCCCAUGUGCCUCCCGCGAGCGGAACACGCGGAGGCACGCGCAAUGCCCCCCCUACCACCCGCGCAACGCGGCUGCCCUACCAGGCGUCCACCGGGACGACGGUGGUCGAGGGCGAUCAGGUAGACACCAGCGCGGUGCUGGACGAUCUCGCCCGCGUGGACGUGGAGGGGUGGGAGGGCCACGAGUACGGCUUCGACUGGUACCUGGAGAAGGCCAGGCGAGGGAUGAUUUCCAGCAACUCGGGCUUUGCGCCGCUGCGCAUGAAUUUCUGGAGGCCGACUGAGGCCGCAGAGAAGCUCACCUUGUGGGAUAUGAUAUACAUCAUCCUGCGCAACCUGGGGCAGAUGGUGGGGCUGCCCUCUGUGGACAACGCCCCGGUGGCGAAGAUCGACAAGUAUACCGGGAGCUGGUUGACCUUCCUUCAGAAGGUCUCCAACGGGCGACUGGAGGACCUCGCCGGCGGGCCGCUGUUCCUGAUGCUGGAGAAAUAUUUCCUGGCCGAAGGUCCUGUUUACAAGUUGGCGUUCGGGCCGCGGUCGUUCAUCGUGGUCUCGGACCCUGUCAUGGCGAAGCACGUUCUCAAGUCCAGUGUGGGGGACUACGACAAGGGGGUGCUUGCAACGAUCCUUGAGCCGAUCAUGGGCAAGGGGCUGAUCCCCGCAGACCCAGAGACGUGGAAGGUCCGUCGGCGAGCGAUUGUGCCGGGUUUCCACAAGGCGUGGUUGAAUCGCAUGAUGCGGCUCUUCGCCGAGUGUGCCGAUACGCUGGUGGUUGAGGCUGAGGCGGCGGCUCGAACGGGGCAGGUGCUGGACAUGGAGGAGAAGUUCUGCUCCCUGUCCCUCGACAUCAUCGGGCGGGCGGUGUUCAACUACGAGUUUGACUCCGUCAGCAAGGAGUCACCGGUGAUCAAGGCUGUUUACCGCGUUCUGCGGGAGGCGGAGCACCGUUCGAGCUCCUUCAUCCCUUACUGGAAGCUCCCAUUCGCGAACAAGUGGAUCGCUAGCCAAGUAGAGUUCGCCCGAGACAUGGGGCUUUUGAACACGGUGUUGGACAAGCUUAUCCAGAAAGCGCUCGACACGCAGGAGAUGGCGGACAUAGAGGAGCUGGAAAGGCGAGAUCUCGACGAGGUCGAGGACCCGAGCCUGCUCCGCUUCCUGAUCGACAUGCGCGGCGAGGACACGACGAGCAAGCAGCUCCGCGACGACCUCAUGACGAUGCUGAUCGCCGGCCACGAGACCACUGCCGCCAUGCUCACGUGGACGCUCUUCAACCUGGUGCAGAACCCGGAGUACUUGGCGAAGGUGCACGCCGAGAUCGACGAGUGCAUGGGACCGGACGGUAGCCACAUGCCCACCUUUGACGACCUGCCGGGCCUGUUGUACACGCGAUUGGCUCUCGUUGAGGCGCUUCGGCUCUACCCAGAGCCGCCUGUGAUCAUCCGGCGGGCCUUGAAGGAGACGGAGCUGCCGCAGGGAGGGGCUGAUGGCCCCGUUAAGCUCGUGAAAGGCACGGACGUGUUCAUCUCCACGUGGAACCUUCACCGAAGCAAGGAGCUGUGGGACCGCCCGGCGGAGUACAUGCCAGAACGGUUCCUCUCGGAGUUCCACAACAAGGGCGUUGUUGGCUGGAAGGGUUUCACCCCCAGGAUGGGGGCCGGGCUGUACCCCAGCGAGAUCGACGCCGACUUCGCCUUCUUGCCGUUCGGAGGUGGCACCCGCAAGUGCGUGGGCGACCAGUUUGCCAUGAUGGAGGCCACGGUGACCCUGGCAAUGAUGCUCAAGAAGCUGGAUUUCACGAUGGUCGGAACGCCCGAAGAUGUGGGGAUGGUCACUGGCGCUACCAUCCACACCAAGAACGGCCUCAAGAUGACGGCGUCUUUGCGAGAACCGUCGUCUGCGGGGCCGGCGGUGAAUGGCCAUGCUGCCGCCGCCAAUGGCCACAGUAGCACCGGCAUCAACGGUGAAGGGAUUAACGGCAUAAACGGCGCAAAGUUAGACGCGGCGGUGGCGGCUGCGAAGGCAGCGUCCAAGGCUGCGACGGACGCGGUCGGGAAUGCAGUGCCAGGGGACACCACUGCAAGUGUCGGCGAGGGCAAGUGCCCGAUGCACGUGGCGACUGGUUCGUUAGGAGAGGGAGGGCUUCCAUAGUUUUGAAUGCUUCGCCUGCGGAGAAAAUGAGGGUUUCGACCGUGCCAGUCGUGGGUCGUUGCAUUGUUGUUUCCCUCGGGCGAGAGGAGUUUUGUGUUGGACGGAACUGCGUUUUUGUUGUGUGACGGACACAUCCAAGUUCAGUCCACAGAUCGCCCUUGGUUGUUUGAUCCCAAUCGGCGUCUCCAUUGGGUGCGGCCGCGGCAAUAUGGGAGGAGGCCCAUGUUUUCGUCGCAGAGCUUCUCCUCCCCCUUCCAGACCAGCCCCCCCCACCGCCCGCGCUGUAUCCCCUAGGUGGUUUCUCGGUAUAGUAUCGCCGAAAUGGUAGAGAAGCGAACGGCAGCGUGUGGGGAAGCUGCGAUAGGGUGGGUGCACAGGUGCCGGAAUAGUGAAGUCGGAUGCGAGUAGAUUGGCGGCUAGUCGGCUCAAACUUCCGUGCUCUAUUUUGCCAAAGUUAGCAUGUGGUGAAAGCAAUGACUCGAGAGAUGCCGCAGACGGUUUGACGACCAAGUCGAUUUCAGCGCGGGUGUUGUUGUGUCUGCUGUCGAGGGGAUGGCUUUUGUCUUAAUCUCGCCUACUUUUUUCAGCGGGAUAACUUUUACCUGCAAUGAAAUGAUGUGUGAUGCAGCGCAGGCGACUUUGCGGGGUUUUCGUCCACAUCGGUGAGUUGUUGGUUCAUGUCUUGAGUGAUUUGAAUCUUAUGGCCGCUGCUUUGGUACUUGCGAUGGGAGGUGUUGUUGCUUUUUCACACGGCGCAGCUGUAGGGGCGAGGAAGAACAAUCACCUCUGAGUGUCGAUUGACCAACCUAAAGCCCGGUGUUCAAUAUUGGGUCGAAGCUGUUGUCGUUCCUUGUUAUCCUUCAAGUGUUCAAUUCGCGGGAUCGAUCGAUGACCGCUGCUGGUCGAGCGGAAGAACGAAAAUGAGUUACGUAUCUAUGUUUUGUUGCGAGCAGUACCGAGGUGGUCUCAACUGGUCCCGUCUUGUGUAUCAUGUCCCUAAAGCGAGUGUGUGUGGUCGAGGUUUUUAUGUGUGUGGACCAAUCGAUUUUAGGGGGGGCGCACCGUGCUCUGCCCCACCAGUAUAAUAAAAUGCGUUGUUGCCGUUUCGUCGCCACAGGGAGGCAAAACCAUCCGCGGUUCGCUUCUCUUAAAUCUGUUUCUCUCGUGUACCAUGCUCUGGGAACUUUCAUCUACGAGUAGGCCUGGCUUCCGUAGAGGGUUUUCGUACGUUCAAAGCGAUUGAAGAACAACGGCGAUCGGUGCCGCCGCCGAUUUCUCUCGGGGAAUAUGUGGACGCGUACAUGUGAUGGUGCACUCCUGUGAAGUGGUGUAUGUUGGCCCGGGGGCAGCCCCUGCCUCUUCCUGAGCCCGCUUUCCUUUUUCCCCACUCCCCCGCCGCGAGAGAGAGAGUCUGGUAAGAAUGAAUGCCGACGUUAAUUGUUGCAACAGCAACUGAAAAUUGGAAACGACAUUUAGGGCAAUCUGGU